Molecule: messenger RNA, 4818 nt
Organism: Cinclus cinclus
Lineage: Eukaryota; Metazoa; Chordata; Aves; Passeriformes; Cinclidae
Product: signal-induced proliferation-associated 1-like protein 3
Biological process (GO): activation of GTPase activity; establishment of epithelial cell polarity; regulation of small GTPase mediated signal transduction
Cellular component (GO): plasma membrane; Golgi apparatus; cytoplasm
Molecular function (GO): GTPase activator activity; protein binding
Source: RefSeq, a predicted model, not a curated record
GGCCUUUCCGCCAGCACCGGCGGACGCGGUGCCGGGGAGAGAGGGGGGUGGUCUCAUUGGCCGGUGCGCUCGCACCGCCCCCCCUCAUUGGCCGCCGCGCUCGCGCCGCUUCCGCUUCGCCCCCCCAUUGGCCGCAGCGCUCGCUCCGCCGCGUUCAGAAGGGAUUUGGUGCCCUCAGGCUCAGAUCUCCCGCCAUGCGUCGCCGCCGCCGCUCCGCCCUUUUCCCGCCGUUCCUUCCUCCCUUCCCGUUUUCCCCCGACCGAAUCCCGCUCUUGCCGUGAGCCCCUCCCUCAUCCCGCAAUUCCCGCCGGGAUCAUGAAUUCCCAACGCUCCGACAUCCCCAACGUUCCCAAAAUGGGCGUCCGCGCCCGCGUGGCCGAGUGGCCCCCGCGCGCCAAAGUUUCCGACGGAUCCGCCGGGAAUUCCGGGGAUUUCCGACCCUUUCACCGCUCGGCUCGAAGAGCCGGCCGACGCUGCAAGGACGCGGAAUUCCAAGCGGGAUUUUCGGGAAUUCCGUUGCGUCAGCGGAGCAGCAGCGAGGCGACGUUGAGCGAGUGCGAUCCCGAAGAGACGCCGGAGGCGCGCGGGAAUUGCGUCGGCGGCGCCGGAUUGUUCCGCGAGUACGGCAGCACCUCUUCCAUCGACGUCCAAGGAAUUCCGGAGCAAAGCUUCUUCGAGAUGCUCGACGAAUUCCGGACUAAAAAACCGGAAUUUUGCGCCGUCGGCGCGGAAACGCCGCGGCGCAAGGAGAAACCGCGCCGGCGCUGCGUCAAAAACGACGACUCCGUCUUCAAGAAGCUGCGCAACUCCCGGCACGACGGCGAUGCCAAAGACCCCGAAGAACCCCGAGUCCCGGAACCGGCAAAAUCUUGGAUCUGCCGGAAAGGUUUCGCCCAUUUUGACGUUCAGAGCAUUUUCUUCGAGGCCGUUUCCGUCGUCGGCGCCGGAACGCGCCGUCGGAACACGGCGACGGGCGCGUCGGCCGCUUCGGCGGGAUCCGAGCCCGGCUUUUGCGGCGCGGAGGAUUCCAACCGCAAGGAAAACUUGGAACGGGAUUUAGGCGACGACACCAGCAACGAGCUCUUGUUGAGCUGCCCUCACUUCCGCAACGAGAUCGGCGGCGGGCGCGGGGAACGCGACGUCAGCUUCGCCGGAUCGGCGUCGCCGGCGACGUUGGCGGAACGCGGAGCGGCCAACGCCGGAGUUUCGGUGCUGGAGCCGCCGAGGGAACGGCCCAGGAACGGCCGGAGGCCGCGCGGCUGCGGCGUGGAACACGCCGACCUCGGGGCGCGCUACUACCGGGAAUACUUCCAUGGCAAAGAACAUUCCAAUUACUUCGGCGUGGACGACAAGCUCGGCCCCGUUGCCGUCAGCGCGCGGCGCGAGAAGCUCGAGGAGCCCUCGGAGCACGGCCCCCAAUUCCAGCAGCGCCUCAUCCUCCGCACCAGCCAGCUGGUGACUUUACGUGGUUCCAUCCUGGAGGACGCCGUUCCCAGCACAUCCAAAUCCGGAUCCGUACGCGGGAUUCCGCUCCGGGAAAUCCUGGAGUUCGUGGUUCCCGAACUCACGGUCCAAUGCCUGCGCCUGGCGCUGGCCACGCCCAAGGUCACGGAGCAGCUGCUGAAGCUGGACGAGCAGGGGCUGUGCCGGCGGCACAAGGUCGGAAUUCUGUACUGCAAGGCCGGGCAGAGCUCGGAGGAGGAGAUGUACAACAACGAGGCCGCCGGGCCCGCGCUCGAGGAGUUCCUCACGCUCUUGGGAGAGAAGGUUACCCUCAAAUCCUUCACCAAAUACGCGGCACAGCUGGACACCAAGACCGAUUCCACGGGCACGCACUCGCUCUACACCACGUACCAGGACUACGAGAUCAUGUUCCAUGUGUCCACCAUGCUGCCCUACACCCCCAACAACCGCCAGCAGGUACGGCCGGAGAUCCCGGCGCUUCCCAGGGAUUCGGAUCAUGGAGACUGGGGGAUCUCGAGGCUGCUCCGGAAGCGCCACAUCGGCAACGACAUCGUCACCAUCAUCUUCCAAGAGCCCGGCGCGUUGCCGUUCACGCCGCAGAACAUCCGCUCCCACUUCCAGCACGUCUUCAUCAUCGUCCGCGCCCACCAGCCCUGCUCCGACAACGUCUCCUACAGCGUCGCCGUCACCCGCUCCAAGGACGUCCCUCCCUUCGGCCCCCCGGUGCCGCCGUCCGGCGUCACCUUCCGCCGCUCCGACCACUUCCGCGCCUUCCUCUUGGCCAAAGCCAUCAACGCCGAGAACGCCGCCCACAAAUCCCACAAGUUCCGCACCAUGGCCACCCGAACCCGCCAGGAAUAUCUCCGGGAUUUGGCGGAAAACUACGUCACCAACACUCCCUUGGACACCGCCGGCAAGUUCAACCUCAUCUCCUUGGCUUCCAAAAAAAAGGAGAAAUCCAAAGCGCGGCCGUUGGCGGAGCUGGAAAGCGCCGGCGCCGUUUCUUGGCGAGUUUCCGCUUUGGAUUUCGGCAGGGGCGGGGCGGAGAUUCCGUGCGUUUUGGGGAUUUCCAAGGAAUUUGUGGUUUUGGUGGAUUUGGGAGCGAAGGAAGUGGUUUUUAAUUGUUUCACCGGGGAUGUGAUCGGUUGGAGCGCGGAGGGAGCGGCGUUGAGGAUCUACCACGGGCGCGGGGAUCUGGUGAGCGUGAGGGUGGGAUCGGGAUCGGCGUCGGGAUCGUCGGGAGCGGAGGGAUCGGGAGCGGAAGGAGCGGAGGGAGCGGCGGAGGAGGUCAAGGAGAUCGUGCAGAGGCUGAAGGCCACCACGCCGGGCUGCGCCACGGUGGACAUGACGUUACGGCGCAACGGGCUGGGCCAGCUGGGGUUCCACGUGCACCCCGACGGCAGCGUGGCCGAGGUGGAGGAGUACGGCUUCGCCUGGCAGGCCGGGCUGCGGCGCGGCAGCCGGCUGCUGGAGGUGUGCAAGGUGGCGGCGGUGGCGCUGAGCCACGAGCAGAUGAUCGACCUCCUACGCACCUCGGUCACCGUCACCGUGGGCAUCGUGCCACCGCACGAGGACGGCACGCCCAGGAGGCCCCUGAGUUUCCCGGAGUCGCCGCAUUCCGGCGCGUUCCGGCAAACGUCCGGCAGCUUCUCGGCGCCGGAACGACCGCAGAGGGGGGCGGCGUUCCCGGCGGAGCAUCCCGGACAUUCCGGGAAUUCCGGGAAUUGCGGACAUUCCGAGGCUGCUGGGAUCGGCCACGACGGCGGCAACGAGAGGAUCAAGGCGGAGCCUCUCUGGCACGUCCCGGCCCCGGCGCGAAUUCCCGGCAAGCGUCCGGCGCGCCCCGAUCCCGGCGGGAAGGAUUCCCCAAACCGCCUGCGCAAGGCCGAGGCGCCGCCUUGUGGCCACUCCCCCCUGUCCAGCUCCGCCUCCAGCGAGGCCGAGGCCGAGGGCGGAGCCAGCGACGGCAGCGACGGCCGGAAAUGCAACCGGAAGUGCGCAAGGAACUCUGGGAGCGACGCAAAGAAUUCUGGGAGCGAGGCCUGGAGUUCCGGGAGGGACACCAGGAAGUCGGGGAGCGACGCAAAGAAUUCUGGGAGCGACGCAAAGAAUUUUGGGAGCGACGCAAAGAAUUCUGGGAACGAGGCCUGGAGUUCCGGAAAGGACGCCAGGAAGUCAGGGAACGACGCAAGGAAUUCUGGGAACGACUCUUGGAAUUUUGGGAACGACGCUUGGAAUUCCGGAAAGGACACCAGGAAGUCAGGGAACGACGCAAGGAAUUCUGGGAACGACGCUUGGAAUUCUGGGAAGGACACCCGGAAGUCAGGGAACGACUCAAGGAAUUCUGGGAGUGAUGGUUGGAAUUCUGGGAACGAGGCCUGGAGUUCCGGGAAAGACGCCAGGAAGUCAGGGAGCGACACAAGGAAUGCUGGGAGCGAGGCAAAGAAUUCUGGGAACGACGCUUGGAAUUCUGGGAAUAACGGUCGGAUCGAGGCCCAGCACACAACCCGGCCCCAAAUUCCGGUGUCGGUUCCCAAAUCCUUCCCCAGAAUUCCGGGCAGAGCCAAAAUUCCCAAAGCGGCGCCGGGGGCGGGGCCGGGCUGGAGGCACCAGGAGGAGACGCCGGAGAGCAGAACGCAGGUGAACGUGUUCGGGCAGCCGCGGCUCCGCGCUUCCCUCCGGGAUCUUCGCUCCCCGCGGCGCCUCCCGAAAUCUUCCAUCGAGGACGACCUCAAGCGCCUGAUCCUGAUGGACAAUUCCUGCCCCGAGCCCGAAACGGCCCCGGGCCUGCAGAGGACGCUCUCGGACGAGUCCCUGUGCGGGAGCCGCCGGGAGAGCCCCGGGAACGGCGAUUCCCAAAGGAGAGAAUUCCCGGAAAACUUCCCGGGGGGGUUCCCCGGGAGCAGCACCCUGCCCGGGAGGAGGGGGGGACACCCCCAGGAGACGCGGAAAGGGCCCGUGGCCAGGCUGGACCCGGGGCUGAUCCCGCUGCCGGACACGGCCGGGCUGGAGUGGGCGACGCUGGUGAGCGCGGCCAAGGCCUACGAAGUACAACGAGCCGUGUCCUUGUUCUCUUUGGCUGACCCCGCCCCUUCCGCCCGGGCCCCGCCCCUUCCCCCCCUCAGCCCUUCCCCCACCCCCCUGGAUCUGCCAGGAAAAGUUUCCCAGUUGGAAGCGAUGCUCAAGCAGCUCCACAGCGACCUGGAAAAGGAGAAGCAGGACAAGGUGUUCCUGCAGGCCGAGGUCGCCAACCUGCGGCAGAACAACCGGCGGCUGCAGCAGGAGUCGAGCUCGGCCGCGCGGCAGCUCCGGCGCUUCGCCAGGAUCUUCUCCGGGGAGCACCAGGAGCCCUGA